Molecule: messenger RNA, 1509 nt
Organism: Penicillium soppii
Lineage: Eukaryota; Fungi; Ascomycota; Eurotiomycetes; Eurotiales; Aspergillaceae
Product: HMG-box domain-containing protein
Exons: 3
Coding region: 1-1509 (502 amino acids)
Biological process (GO): anatomical structure morphogenesis; regulation of DNA-templated transcription; cell differentiation
Molecular function (GO): DNA-binding transcription factor activity, RNA polymerase II-specific; RNA polymerase II cis-regulatory region sequence-specific DNA binding
Source: RefSeq, a predicted model, not a curated record
AUGACAAUGUCUUUGGUGGAAAGACCCAUUCCUCCUUCGCCGCCUCAGUCUUCAGAUGGGAAUCCCCCUCAAGAGUUCUUUGAAGGCUCCGGAAUGUACCAUCCUGCCUAUAACACAGUCAAGAUGUCCGAAGAGAUCAACAGCCACCACCAUCUUCACGCUGUACAAUAUGCCUCUCCCCCACAAUACUACCAAUCCAACACUUUUACCCCAAACAUGACAACACACUCGAUGAUGAUGCCGGUUCCUCACACCACAACGCCUCCCCCAACAGGCGAUGAAGGCUCUCUUCCCAUGGGAUCUCCAUCUAUGAAAUCUGUGAACUCUGAUUUAGCGUGGUCUUCGCCUCGUGGCCGUUGCAACCCAAGGCUCAAGAGCAAGCAAGCACGGCGCAAGCAAAACCGGAAAGAACUGUCUGAAUGCGCGUUCAAGCUCGAGGGACCUAUUAGUGUACUGACCGAACGCUUCCAUGGAACCCCCAUCAGAGACAUGGAUGCUUGGGUGGGCCGCUCUGCGGUCAUCCGCCAGGAAGAGGUCCGAAGCCGAAACGGAAAGAUCUCUCGACCCAUGAACUCCUUCAUGCUCUAUCGAUCUGCUUAUGCCGAGCGCACCAAGAAGCUCGUCGGAGCCAACAACCACCAGAUCGUCUCGAAGAUCGCAGGCUUGGGUUGGAAAUUGGAGCCUGUCGAGAUCCGCAGGAAAUACGAAGAGCUGGCAAAGCUCGAGCGUGACAACCAUGCUGCCACACACCCAAAUUACAAGUUCUCCCCAAACAAAACUAUAAACCCUUCCAACCGACGAGAUAGCGGCUCUCCCUCCGAGGUGCCAGCACACCUCGGUGAGGAAGCUGGGUUUUCCGACUUGGACAGUGAAUUUGGUGGAUCGAUUGCCUCGGGUCCUAGACCACCAUACGGCAACCACUCUCGCUCCCACAGCUUCGAAGACCCCUAUUACGAUACCAGCAGAGACUCCUCGCCAUUUGGUGUAUACGAAUCUAUGGUCCCUGGCUAUAUGCACUCACCCUGGACCAAUACGAGCCACCCUGCUGGCCUGCCUUCCGGCAUGGGGUCACAAGUUGAAGACAUGCGCUUCCGCUCAACCAGCCCCACCCACCAUGAUAUUACAUACGACUCGUCCCUCGCGGGAAUCCCUGGCGUGGCUCACUACGAUCUCCUCCAGCAGCCAACCCAGCCGAGCAGCGACAUGGACCCUCGACUGCUUUCCCAAAGCAGUGAUGUCGUCGCCAUGGACGGCUCAUACCCCCACCCAUACUCUACUUGGAAUGACGGGGCGAUGCAUGGCCACUACCCAGCUGCGUCUGCACCCUCUAUGUCACCAAGCCCGGCUCCCUACGCGCACUCGGAUAUGGGUUCGACCUUCCUACCGAACAUGCACAUGGAGAGUCGCGACCCGAUUCUCGAUAUUUCUCGUCCUGCGGAGGGCAUGAGCGAGGUUCUCCCUGGAGAAUUCGCGACGUGGUACGUCGAGGAGGCCUCGGGUUCCUACUAA